Messenger RNA from Bubalus bubalis (water buffalo), 6296 nucleotides. RefSeq names its product DDB1 and CUL4 associated factor 1 (gene DCAF1). Gene Ontology annotation, biological process: protein ubiquitination. The record is from RefSeq and is a predicted model, not a curated record. Bases 743 to 5302 code for a protein of 1519 amino acids. Gene Ontology annotation, cellular component: Cul4-RING E3 ubiquitin ligase complex; nucleus. The transcript is spliced from 26 exons. NCBI's taxonomy places the organism in Eukaryota, Metazoa, Chordata, Mammalia, Artiodactyla, Bovidae. Gene Ontology annotation, molecular function: nuclear estrogen receptor binding; histone H2AT120 kinase activity.
UGCAGAUUAGAGCCAAACGUUGGAGCGCCCGCCAACCUUCCUGGGAUCCUGUUAACGAGGGUUAUAGUUGUUUUCAACUGAGUGUCAUUCGUUUGCUUAAUUCUCUCUUCUUAGACGGUUUGCGUCUCACUUCCUCUUAUUGCACUGUUAGCGCUCGGGAUCGUUUUUGUUGAGGAAGUAGUUUGGGGCUGUUUGUAGAGGCUCUUUUUGAGUCCCAGAUGCCUCGUCCAUGUCACGUUGGCCUCAGUUUUUCCUUACUCUUGUCUUUUCAAUGAAGCCUUUAAAUUAGUCUGCGUGUUUUAAUUAUUAGUAACAUCUUCUUGUUCUAAACGCUUUGUUAGUGCACGGAGUGAGGUUCAUUGGCAGUGUUCUGUAAUUUUCUUGUCUCAUUAAACCUUAAAAGGUUUAUGUAAGCUUGUAUUAGACUCUAGGAAUUUGCUGUUUUUCUCCUUGAUGCUGUCAAAAUUUGGGUUUUAUAUAUUGCAGUUAUCCAUUUUCUAGUGGUAAUAUGUUUUUUAAUAUAAGGGAAAUUGAUACAGAAUUUAGGACCUAUAAAGGAAAUCCUUUUAUGCUCAAAAUAUUUUAGUUGUUAAGCACAGUGUUUUACUAUUCUGUUGUACAGUAGUGAGACUUAAUAGAGGAGGAAUCUGGUAGAAUGAACCACUUGUUUGAAGUGAUUGAGAUAAGGAAAUUGAGGUUUGGAGAAGUUAAAUAACUUGACCAAGAUCUCACAGGUCAAGCCAUGACUACAGUAGCGGUCCAUGUGGACUCCAAAGCUGAGCUCACUACCCUGUUGGAGCAGUGGGAAAAGGAACAUGGCAGUGGGCAGGACAUGGUACCCAUCCUUACCAGGAUGUCUGAAUUGAUUGAAAAAGAAACUGAAGAAUAUCGUAAGGGGGAUCCAGACCCAUUUGAUGAUCGGCAUCCUGGUCGAGCUGAUCCAGAGUGUAUGCUGGGCCAUUUGCUGAGAAUACUCUUCAAGAAUGAUGAUUUCAUGAAUGCACUGGUGAAUGCAUAUGUGAUGACAAGCCGAGAGCCCCCUUUAAACACUGCAGCUUGCAGACUCCUACUGGACAUCAUGCCCGGGCUGGAAACUGCUGUUGUCUUUCAAGAAAAGGAAGGAAUUGUUGAGAACCUUUUCAAAUGGGCCCGAGAGGCUGAUCAGCCACUGAGGACAUAUUCUACUGGUCUGUUAGGAGGUGCUAUGGAGAAUCAAGACAUCGCUGCCAACUACAGGGAUGAGAACUCACAGCUGGUGGCAAUAGUGCUUAGAAGAUUGAGGGAGCUGCAGCUUCAAGAAGUAGGUUCAAGGCAAGAAAGCAAGCGUCCUAGCCCACGAAAGCUCUCCUCUGAACCCCUUUUGCCUCUGGAUGAAGAAGCUGUGGAUAUGGACUAUGGCGACAUGGCUGUAGAUGUAGUGGAUGGCGAACAAGAGGAAGCUUCUGGAGACAUGGAGAUCUCCUUUCAUCUUGAGUCAGGCCACAAGACCAGUAGCAGAGUGAACUCAGCAACGAAACUUGAAGAAGGGGCAUUGAGGAAAAACAAGUCAACAAAACAGGCUGACAGAGAGAGCUUCAGGAAAGCCAAGCAAAAGUUGGGUUUUUCAUCAUCCGAUCCAGACCGCAUGUUUGUUGAAUUGUCUAAUAGCAGCUGGUCAGAAAUGUCCCCCUGGGUGAUUGGCACCAAUUAUACCCUUUAUCCUAUGACUCCUGCUAUUGAGCAGCGACUUAUUCUCCAGUAUUUGACCCCUUUAGGAGAAUAUCAGGAGUUACUUCCCAUAUUCAUGCAGCUUGGAUCACGGGAGUUGAUGAUGUUCUACAUUGACUUAAAACAAACUAAUGAUGUCCUGCUUACAUUUGAGGCACUCAAGCAUCUAGCAUCUCUCCUGCUCCACAAUAAGUUUGCCACAGAAUUUGUUGCGCACGGUGGAGUACAGAAAUUACUGGAAAUUCCUCGUCCUUCUAUGGCUGCAACUGGUGUAUCCAUGUGCUUGUAUUACCUGUCUUACAACCAGGAUGCCAUGGAAAGAGUUUGCAUGCAUCCGCACAAUGUUCUGUCUGAUGUGGUGAACUACACCCUGUGGCUAAUGGAAUGUUCACACGCCUCAGGAUGCUGCCAUGCUACCAUGUUUUUCUCAAUCUGCUUCUCCUUCCGGGCUGUGUUGGAACUCUUUGACCGCUAUGAUGGUCUUCGUCGUCUGGUGAACUUGAUCAGUACUUUGGAGAUUCUAAAUUUGGAAGAUCAGGGUGCACUUCUGAGUGAUGAUGAAAUAUUCGCUAGCCGGCAAACUGGUAAACACACCUGCAUGGCCUUGCGCAAGUACUUUGAAGCUCACCUGGCCAUUAAAUUGGAACAAGUGAAGCAGUCUCUUCAGAGGACUGAAGGUGGCAUUCUUGUUCAUCCUCAACCUCCAUACAAGGCAUGUUCAUAUACUCAUGAACAGAUUGUGGAAAUGAUGGAGUUUCUGAUAGAAUAUGGCCCAGCGCAGCUGUAUUGGGAGCCAGCUGAAGUCUUCCUCAAGCUGUCUUGUGUCCAGCUCUUAUUGCAGCUUAUUUCUAUUGCUUGCAAUUGGAAGACCUAUUAUGCAAGGAAUGACACUGUGCGCUUUGCUCUGGAUGUCCUGGCUAUUCUCACUGUUGUGCCAAAAAUUCAGCUCCAGUUGGCAGAAUCAGUGGAUGUACUAGAUGAGGCUGGCUCCACCGUCUCCACUGUAGGUAUCAGCAUUAUUUUGGGAGUGGCUGAGGGUGAGUUCUUUAUUCAUGAUGCUGAAAUUCAGAAGUCAGCACUUCAGAUUAUCAUCAAUUGUGUGUGUGGCCCGGAUAACAGAAUUUCUAGUAUUGGCAAGUUUAUCUCUGGAACGCCUCGGAGGAAGCUGCCUCAGACACCCAAAAGCAGUGAGCACACUCUGGCCAAGAUGUGGAACGUGGUGCAGUCCAACAAUGGCAUCAAGGUGCUUCUGUCCUUACUGUCUGUCAAGAUGCCCAUCACAGAUGCAGACCAGAUCCGGGCCCUAGCCUGCAAGGCCCUGGUGGGCCUGUCUCGCAGUAGCACCGUGCGGCAGAUCAUCAGCAAGCUGCCCCUUUUCAGCAGCUGCCAGAUCCAGCAGCUGAUGAAAGAGCCUGUGCUGCAGGACAAGCGCAGUGACCACGUCAAGUUCUGCAAGUACGCCGCUGAGCUCAUUGAACGGGUGUCGGGAAAGCCGCUUCUCAUUGGCACCGAUGUGUCCCUGGCACGUCUGCAGAAAGCUGACGUUGUUGCCCAGUCACGGAUCUCCUUUCCUGAGAAAGAGCUGCUUCUACUGAUCCGAAACCAUCUCAUUUCUAAAGGCCUUGGGGAGACAGCCACUGUGCUGACUAAAGAGGCCGACCUGCCCAUGACUGCUGCCUCCCAUUCUUCGGCCUUCACCCCGGUCACUGCUGCUGCUUCUCCUGUUUCUCUUCCCCGCACCCCUCGCAUCGCCAAUGGCAUUGCAACUCGAUUGGGUAGCCAUGCUGCUGUGGGUACCUCUGCCCCUUCAGCCCCCGCUGCUCAUCCUCAGCCGCGGGUGCCCCAGGGUUCACUAGCUCUGCCUGGUCCAUCUCAUGCAGGAAACUCCCCUGUGAUUGGUAGGAUCAGUUUUAUCAGAGAGAGGCCAUCACCCUGCAAUGGCAGGAAAAUCAGAGUGUUGCGGCAGAAGUCGGACCAUGGCGCCUACAGCCAGAGCCCAGCCAUAAAAAAGCAGCUGGACAGACACCUUCCCUCCCCGCCUACGCUGGACAGUAUCAUCACAGAAUAUCUUAGAGAGCAGCAUGCCCGCUGCAAGAACCCAGUUGCCACCUGCCCACCCUUCUCUCUCUUUACUCCUCACCAGUGUCCUGAGCCAAAACAGAGGCGACAAGCGCCAAUAAACUUUACCUCAAGGCUAAACCGCAGGGCAUCAUUUCCAAAGUAUGGAGGGGUAGAUGGCGGGUGCUUUGAUAGGCACCUUAUCUUUAGCAGGUUCCGUCCUAUUUCAGUGUUCCGGGAAGCCAACGAGGAUGAGAGUGGCCUCACCUGCUGUGCGUUCUCCGCACGAGAGCGCUUCCUGAUGCUGGGCACCUGCACCGGGCAGUUGAAGCUCUACAACGUGUUCAGUGGACAGGAGGAGGCCAGCUACAACUGUCACAACUCAGCCAUCACACACCUGGAGCCCUCCAGGGAUGGAUCCUUGCUGCUGACAUCAGCUACCUGGAGCCAGCCUCUGUCUGCACUGUGGGGAAUGAAAUCCGUAUUUGAUAUGAAGCAUUCCUUUACAGAAGAUCAUUAUGUUGAGUUCAGUAAGCAUUCUCAGGACCGGGUCAUAGGCACGAAGGGAGACAUCGCCCAUAUUUAUGAUAUUCAGACUGGCAACAAGCUGUUGACUCUGUUUAACCCAGAUCUUGCCAACAACUACAAGAGGAACUGUGCCACCUUUAAUCCUACAGACGAUCUUGUCUUAAAUGAUGGCGUCCUGUGGGAUGUCCGCUCUGCACAGGCCAUCCACAAGUUCGACAAGUUCAACAUGAACAUCAGUGGCGUCUUCCAUCCGAACGGGCUGGAGGUCAUCAUUAAUACUGAGAUUUGGGACCUUCGAACCUUCCAUCUUUUACACACAGUUCCUGCUCUCGAUCAGUGUCGUGUGGUGUUCAACCACACGGGGACAGUGAUGUAUGGAGCUAUGUUGCAGGCAGAUGAUGAAGAUGACCUAUUGGAAGAGAGGAUGAAAAGCCCUUUUGGAUCAUCCUUCCGAACAUUUAAUGCGACUGACUACAAACCUAUAGCAACAAUUGACGUGAAAAGGAACAUUUUUGACCUGUGUACAGACACCAAAGACUGCUAUCUUGCUGUCAUCGAGAACCAAGGCAGUAUGGACGCGCUGAACAUGGACACUGUGUGCAGGCUGUAUGAAGUGGGCAGGCAGCGUCUGGCGGAGGACGAGGACGAGGAGGAGGACCAGCCUGGGCAGCAUUAUGGAGCGAUCCUGGUUUUUUCACUCUGGGAAGGGAUAAGACCACAGAGAUUUAGAGAGACUGGAGGUAGACAGGAGCGGGGAGAAUGCAGUAGGAAGAGGAAGAGCAGGAGGAAGAAGACGACGACGAAGACGACGACGACACUGAUGAUCUGGACGAGCUGGACACAGACCAGCUGCUGGAGGCAGAGCUCGAGGAGGACGACAACAACGAGAACGCGGGGGAGGAUGGGGACAAUGACUUCUCGCCCUCUGAUGAGGAGCUGGCGAACCUCCUGGAGGAGGGGGAGGACGCGGAGGACGAAGACUCAGAUGCAGAUGAGGAAGUGGAACUGAUCCUGGGGGACACCGACAGCUCUGACAACUCUGAUUUGGAAGAUGACAUCAUCUUAUCUCUAAAUGAGUGAGGAGUCAGCACCACGUGGAAGAUUCUUGGCAGGAGAGAAACUGAGUCAGAUUAAUUCAGAACAUCCUCCGUUCCCUUUCUCCUAGGGCUCUCUUAAGGAACUGCAUGCCCUGGCCCUGCAUUCAGAGAAUUAUGGUUUAGAGUCUCACUGGAAUCUGAGAGUCCUUCUAAGAACAAUAACCACAAAAAGACAACAGGGGUUAGGCCCUACUCUGCUUUCCCCUUCUCCUAGGAUGGACGUAUCUUUCCUCAAGGGAAAAAAAAAAAAAAAAAAAACCAUGUCUCUGGGGUUAUUUCACAAUAUAUUUUCUUUGUAUAAUGUUCUUUACUUAAAGAACAAGAAAUAGUUUUUUAUAAAACUUUAAAAAGAAAAAAAAAAAGGCAUUUAUAACUGAGGGUAUGAACUUAUAUCCACCAGGUCUGUCCCUGCACUUCAUUUUCUAUGAAAGAAAAUGAUGUCUAAAGAACAAUAGAGAGGCAUUUUUACACACAUAUUUAAAUGAAAAGGAAAAUCGUGGUUUCUUAAAUUGAUAAGGAUUAAGAAUAUUUUAUUAUAAAUAUAAUAUAUGAUUUUUUAACCUGUUUUGUUGCCUCAUAUGCCGCCAGGUUAAUCUGUUUUCCUUCGUGCCAGAGGUGGGGAGAGGCGCUGCCUGUUUGCUGAGUAAAUGCCUGGGUUCACCGACCUUCAUGGCUUGGGGGCAGCAAGGUCAUUGUGGAUAUUGGUUUUGUGGAGUUGAGGGAGCUUAGGAUAUAAGUUCACUCCCUCUAUUUUUCUUUGUGAUUCAGUUUUUCAAAAAUCUUUUUUUCUUCCUUUCUCCCCAAUGUGGAAAUUACAAAUCAAAGGCCUUUUUUCUUUAAUGUAAAGUGUAUUUAUUUAAAAAAAAAAAAAUACAAAAUAAAACUACAAGUCUGUCUUUGCUUGUU